Molecule: messenger RNA, 2571 nt
Organism: Bombina bombina (fire-bellied toad)
Lineage: Eukaryota; Metazoa; Chordata; Amphibia; Anura; Bombinatoridae
Gene: CDC16
Product: cell division cycle 16
Exons: 18
Coding region: 203-2077 (624 amino acids)
Biological process (GO): cell division
Molecular function (GO): protein binding
Source: RefSeq, a predicted model, not a curated record
UGCUAUCUUCGAAUAUGGCGCCUGUUAUCUUACAGUUUCACAUCGGGAUGUAAAAACGCAAAAUUAAAUAGACUGCGGAUCGGGAGUGCUUGCUGUAUUAAGUCAAACGAUUUUUGGAGAUUGCGUGAGUGCGGCGCGCGUGCCCCUUAGCGAUCGUGGUGCACGGUGCCCGCGCACGUUGUUUUGGAGCAGCUGCCGUUACAUGAAAAUGAACCUGGACCGUCUGAGAAAGCGAGUGCGGCAGUACAUAGAGCAGCAACAGUACCAGAGUGCUCUGUUUUGGGCUGACAAAGUUGCUUCAUUAUCACACGAAGACCCUCAGGAUAUUUACUGGCUGGCACAAUGCCUGUACUUGACUGCCCAGUACCAUAGGGCAUCACAUGCUCUGAGGUCGCGCAAACUAGAUAAGGUUUAUGAAUCGUGCCGAUAUCUUGCAGCUAGGUGUCAUUAUGCUGCCAAAGAAUACCAACAGGCACUUGAUAUUCUUGAUAUGGAGGAACCCAUCAAUAAGAGAUUGUUUGAAAAGAGCUCUAAAGAAGAUACCCUCCUGAAGGAGCCUAUUGGAGACUGGCAGAUUUCACUAUCCUCAAUCAAGAGUUCAAUUUGCUUACUGAGAGGGAAAAUCUAUGAUGCCCUAGACAACAGAACCCUUGCUAUGUAUAGUUAUAAAGAAGCCUUGAAGUUAGAUGUUUACUGCUUUGAAGCAUUUGACCUUUUAACAGCACAUCACAUGUUAACUGCACAAGAAGAAAAAGAACUUCUUGAUUCACUACCUCUUAGUAAAAAAUGCCCAGAAGAUCAGGAAUUGCUGCUUUUUCUGUUUGAGAACAAACUUAAAAAGUACAAUAAGCCAAGUGAAACUCUGAUUCCAGAAUCUAUUGAUGGACUUCAGGAUAACCUCGAUGUAAUUGUGUCUUUAGCAGAAAGACAUUACUACAACUGUGACUUCAAAAUGUGCUACAAACUCACUUCUGUAGUAAUGGAGAAAGAUCCAUUUCAUGCAAAUUGUUUACCUGUUCACAUAGGCACUCUAGUAGAACUGAACAAAGCAAAUGAGCUUUUCUAUCUGUCACAUAAAUUAGUGGAUUUGUAUCCAAAUAAUCCAGUGUCUUGGUUUGCAGUUGGAUGUUAUUAUCUCAUGGUUGGGCACAAGAAUGAACAUGCCAGAAGAUAUCUCAGCAAAGCUACCACAUUAGAGAGAAGCUAUGGGCCUGCAUGGAUUGCAUAUGGACAUUCUUUUGCUGUGGAGAGUGAGCAUGAUCAAGCUAUGGCUGCUUAUUUUACAGCUGCACAACUAAUGAAAGGGUGCCAUUUACCAAUGCUGUAUAUUGGAUUAGAAUACGGCUUAACCAACAACUCAAAACUGGCUGAAAGAUUUUUUAGUCAGGCACUUAGUAUUGCCCCAGAGGAUCCAUUUGUUAUGCAUGAAGUAGGGGUGGUGGCAUUUCAGAAUGGAGAUUGGAAAGCAGCUGAAAAAUGGUUCUUGGAUGCUUUAGAAAAAAUCAAAGCCAUUGGAAAUGAGGUGACUGUAGAUAAAUGGGAACCUCUUCUGAACAACUUAGGACAUGUCCUUAGGAAACUCAAAAAGUAUGAGGAUGCCUUGGAAUAUCACCGGCAAGCUCUGGUUUUGAUACCACAAAAUGCCUCAACCUAUUCUGCUAUUGGAUAUAUACACAGCCUAAUGGGGAAUUUUGAGAGUGCAAUUGAUUAUUUCCAUACGGCGCUUGGUCUUAGGAGAGAUGAUACAUUCUCUGUCACUAUGCUUGGGCAUUGCAUAGAGAUGUAUAUUGGUGACUCUGAAGCAUACAUCGGAACUGAAAUUAAGGACAAAUUACGAUGUUAUGAUUUUGAUGUGCACACAAUGAAAACUCUUAAGAACAUUAUUUCACCUCCGUGGGAGGAGAAAGAGUUUGAUUUUGAAAGACAAUCUCUUGACGAAAGUGGUAUUAUUGCCUUGGAGACAUCUCAUAUACCUAAAUCUUCUGAUACCAGAGCACCAGCAGAAGAAACACUUGAAAUUGAGAUGAACGAGAGUGACAUGAUGUUAGAGACUUCAAUGUCUGACCACAGCACCUGAUGCUUGGACGUAGGUUACCUUAAGGAUUCUUAGAUGCUUUCUGGGAAUUAGCCAUUUUAUAUGUGAAACUGAAACGCCACUUCCAAUCUUGCUUGAGUAUUAAACUCCUUGAUUGCCAAUAGCUGUAACACCUUACAUAGCAAAGUGUUACAGUCCAGGCAUUAACAUUAAAUACCUUGUUUAGUUUCAGAAUGUUUGCCAUUUUUACAGUUUCUUUCUGGAAAAAAAUGUAAUUUGUUUCAUCAUUUUUUAAAAAACAUUUUUAGUGUAGUCAAAGACUACCAUUAUAAUUGUAAUAAACUGACCCGAAAUAGAUUACAUGUGAAAACUUUUAGCAUGUGAGGCAAUAUCUUUUAGUAUAUUAAUAUAAACACCAUUUUGUAUUUGAACAAACUGCAGACAACACAGGUGAAAAUGUGAAAUGAAUGUUUUUCCGUAAACCUACUUUAAAUUUUGUUCAUUGUUCAUAAUAAAGAUGCAGAUGGACAAAAAAA